Acyrthosiphon pisum (pea aphid) is the source of this 1942-nucleotide messenger RNA. RefSeq lists its product as uncharacterized. The record is from RefSeq and is a predicted model, not a curated record. The coding region runs from base 234 to 854 and encodes 206 amino acids. NCBI's taxonomy places the organism in Eukaryota, Metazoa, Arthropoda, Insecta, Hemiptera, Aphididae. The transcript is spliced from 5 exons.
UAAUAAUCAACUAUUUAAGUGCGAACUACGAAGUGCGAAAGUGCAAUUAAUAAUAGGCGAUAAAGUUAUUUCUUCUCGCUAAUCCUUUAUAAUAAAUAAUUAUUACACACUAUUAAUUUAUGGUUUUUCGAUUGUGUGUUCACUUUUUUUCCGCAAACUUUUGGAACGAAAUAUUGUAAAUUUCUACGACUUUAAAAUUUUCUUAAAAUGUUCUAUUACCUAAUAUCAACAUAAUGUACUUAAUUUGUUUUAUAUGUUUGGCUAGUUACCUGAAAGGUAUUUUAGCAAUAGUAUUGUCCAGUAAUGUAUUUACUCCAUACAGUUUAAUUCGUCUUGCUCGCAGUACACAGAUACACAGUUUAAAAACUGCUCCUUCUAGUUUAGGACUUGCUAAUAAUGUACAACUGAACAAUAAAUCACAAAUUGUUUUGUUAACAGAAAAUUCCACAGAACUCAAUGACAAUUUUGCUUUAAAAGAACAAUAUGAACUUCAGAAUGAAACAGAUAUACUUGACAGAUCAAAUGACACAUAUACAAAUAUCACAUCUUUACCCGAAAUUUCAAGUUAUAUGAAUUCUCAUUUUGUUUUGAUAUCAGGAGCUUCUCUUGCGGGCUGUGUGAUUCUUCUAUCAUUUGUCAUUUUAGGAUAUAUAGUGUACAAAAAAAGUAGAUGGAAUACUCCCCAAGCACUGGAUCAUUGUAGCAAUGCAGACUCUAUUGGUUAUUUAGAUGACAUGUUCAAAGAAAAUUCUGAUGAAAUGUAUAGUUUGGACAACGAUUCAUUUUUAAAUAGCCUAGAAGCCAUGACAAUCCAAAACUACUGGACAGAAAAUGUCAAACAUACUAAAUUAUAAAUUUAGUAGAAAAUUAUCUUAAUAUGUAGUGAAGACAUGUUAAGUUAUUUAUUGGCUUGCGGCAUAUCACACUUCAUAAUAUACAAUAUACAUACCAUAAAAUAAUUAUAUUCUAUGUAUUCCAAACCAAAUUAUAUCCAAGUUAACAUCGUUAAGGUUAUGGUCUAUUCUUAAAAUGUAAAGAACAUAUUUUUUAUAUUUAGUCUUUUUCCGAUACUUUAUUUUAGAGGUUUAAUAAUAACAUUAAUAAAUAUUAUAUUUUUUUAUAGUUAUAUUGUAUAUUGUUAAAAUAUUGAACACAAUUAUGACUAAAUCUAAAAAAUAGGUUCUAAUUAGAAUUAAAUUUGUUAAUGUAUAACCUAAUAUGAUAUUACUAAAGAAUGGAGGGUUUAAAAUAUAUUUUACUGUAUACAGUGUGAUGAAAAACAAAAAAUGAUGUGUAUCAUAAGGCGAAAUUACUUCUAAUAAGGCGAAGUUAUGUACUCUCAUAUUUUUAUAUUUCAUUCAUAUAUUAGAUCUAGUUUUUUUUUUUUUAUGAACAAAAAUACUUUAGUAUAUUAUUCAAGUUUCAUUCCUUGUUCUCCAUUGAAUAUUAUGUUAUGAAUGUUUCUAUUUAGGUCAAUUUAGUAUUUUUAAAUUUCUUGAAUAAUGUCAUCUCAACUUUUAUUUCAGAUUUCAAUUGAUAGUUUAUAUGAAAAAUGAAUAACUAUUUAUCUUUGAAUUAUUUUUCUUAUGAGUGAUGUAUGUAUAUUAUUAAUUUCUCAGUUGUUUGUCACAUUUUUAUACUUCAGUCUUUGUUAUAGGUUGUUAAUAGAUGUAAGUUCCUAAGAUGUUGUGAUUUCUUAAUUAAUCUGUACUAAUUAAAAAUAUGUAUGUACUAUAAAUAUAAUUUUACUAUACAAAUUGUAUAUUAUUUCAUAAUAAAAUUAUGAACUUUAAACUGUAGCAAUAACGAUACAAAUAAUGUAACCAGAAGUAUUAAAUUCAUAUAAUAUAAAUUAAAAUAUGUGAAUACAAAGAUUUUAAAAUUAUUAUUGUUAUAGAUUUAGAAUAAACCUGUAACAAAUUUAUUUGUUCUUUACAAGUUC